This is a messenger RNA of Oncorhynchus keta (chum salmon), 1803 nucleotides long. Its product is annotated as E3 ubiquitin/ISG15 ligase TRIM25-like. Bases 234 to 1397 code for a protein of 387 amino acids. The record is from RefSeq and is a predicted model, not a curated record. Lineage: Eukaryota; Metazoa; Chordata; Actinopteri; Salmoniformes; Salmonidae. The transcript has 4 exons. Gene Ontology annotation, molecular function: zinc ion binding.
UCCUGUAUAUCACUGUAUGUUAUUUUUCAUGGCUGUGUUGUGUAAAUGUUGUCCAAAGACCUCCACUACAUAUGCCCUCUGCUGGCCAGAUUGUCUGAUAUCCCAGUUCAGAUAAAGAACCAGGCAGAAAGCCCAGAUUCAAGGGAAGCCACUCCUACUGCUCAGAACUAACCGUUAAACCGGGAAACGAAACCUAUCUCUGUGAAUCUGCUGCUCAGUCUGGGUGUUUCACAAUGGCAGAAGCACAUUUUGAAGAUAUGGAUUUGAUGACCUGUUCAAUUUGUCUGGAUCUACUGAAGGAUCCGGUGACUACUGCCUGUGGACACAGUUACUGUAUGGACUGUAUUAUAGAACACUGGGAUCAGGAUGAUCUGAAAGGUUUCUACAGCUGUCCACAGUGCAGAGAGACCUUUAUACCACGACCUGUUCUGAACAGGAGCACUGUGCUGGCUGAAGUGGUGGAGAAACUGAAGAACAGAGGACUCCAGGCUGCUCCCCCUCCUGCUCACUGUUAUGCUGGACCUUUCGAUGUGGGGUGUGACAGCUGCAUUGGGAGAAAACUCAAAGCUUUCAAGUCUUGUCUGAUGUGUCUGGCCUCUUACUGUGAGACUCACCUCAAACUUCACAAUGACCUCAACCGAGGAAAAAAACACAAGUUGAUUGAUGCCACUGGACAACUCCAGGAGAAGAUUUGCUCUCAUCAUGACAAACUGCUGGAGGUUUACUGUCGUACAGAUCAGCAGUGUAUCUGUCUGCUGUGUGUGAUGGAUGAACAUAAAGGCCAUGAUACAGUGUCAGCUGCAGCAGAGAGGACUGAGAAACAGAAGCAGAUGGGGGAAAACAGUCUGAAAUCCAUGCUGAGAAUCCAGGAGAGAGAGAAGGAGAUGCAGGAGCUGAGACAGGCUGUGGACUCUCUGAAGCGCUCUGCACAAGAGGAAUUGUCUGACAGUGAGAGGACCUUAACUGAGCUGAUCCUCUUCAUUGAGAGAAGGCGCUCUGAGGUGAACGAGCUGAUCAGAGCCCAGGAGGAGGCUGAAGUGAGUCGAGCUAAAAGGCGACUGCAGCAACUGGAACAGGAAGUGGCUGAGUUGAAGAGGAGAGAUACUGAACUAAAGCAGCUUUCACACACAGAGGAUAACAUCCAUUUCCUCCAGAGUUUCCAGUCUCUCUGUGUUACUCCUGGAUCUGAGGCCAUACCCAGCAUCAGUAUCACAUUUGAACAAGCGAAGAAAUGUGUCUCUGACCUGAAAGAGAUCUGCAAGGUGGAAAUGGACAGGAUAUCCAGGAAAGAUGUGUUUAAAUCAAAUAAUAUGAUUAUAAUAUUUGUUUUUAUUAUUGUCUUGUUUGUAAUGUUUUUUGGGAGAGGGGGGGGGGGGCGGGGGAUGAAUCAGCUUUAAUAUUGCAGAUAGAUUGUGACUUAUAUCAGCGUAAUUGUCUGCAUCAUUUCCAAUACCCCAUAUAUAUAUUUUGAAAACUUCAUCUUAAAUAUAUUUUCCUUUUUUAUUAAUUUCCCCAAACCCUACCACCACUCCCCUAACUGGAGUAAACUAAUGGACAGAAUACUUAGGCUUCCACUUCCAGCUUAUACAUAAUACAUACAUUUCACAGACACUGUAUUUGACAUUAGUUGUCUUUUGUUUGUUUUUACUCCCAUCCCUCAGCUACCCUCAACUUCUCCCAUCUACCUCUGAAGACCAUCCAGUUUCAUUUCUAUUUUCCAUAUACAUUUCUCAUAUUCUGAACCUUUCUAAUCUCAUAGUUUCUACAGAUUGUAAAUAUUAAAGAUAAACACCUUUGCUAAGA